Trichomonas vaginalis G3 is the source of this 267-nucleotide messenger RNA. Its product is annotated as protein of unknown function, DUF4106 family. The record is from RefSeq and is a predicted model, not a curated record. The annotation marks the transcript as partial. The transcript has a single exon. NCBI's taxonomy places the organism in Eukaryota, Parabasalia, Trichomonadida, Trichomonadidae.
AUGGCAGUGGCAGAUGUGAAGUUAAAUUCACCAACUCAAACAAACAGUCAAAGUGUUAUUGUCAAUGUCAAAGAAAGAGAUGUUGAAGUGGGGAAACCAUACGAAGACCAAGAUGGUAUAACAAUUGUUCCUGUAAAAGAACAACCAACAUACCCUGAAGUUAGCAGAGACUUAAGUUCUGUUGCAGAUAUUCGAAACGACUACCAACAACUGAAAGACAAACUUCAAACUCAGGAGAAGAUUUGUCAAGCUUUAGGUAUAAUGUUA